CAAGAGCUUGCGCAACAUCGCGGCCGGCAGGGACCCCCUGGAGGGCCAGCGGCACUGCUGCGGCAUCGCCCAGAUGCAUGAGCACAGCUCCCUGGGCCAUGCCGACCUGGACGCCCUGCAGCAGAACCCCCAGGCUCUCGUCUUCGACAUCGAGAUGCUUAAGGUGGAGGGCCCUGGCACAUACCAGCAGGACCCGUGGGCAAUGACGGAUGAGGAGAAGGCAAAGGCGGUGCCGGUCAUCCACCAGGAGGGCAACCGCUUGUACCGUGAGGGUCACGUGAAGGAGGCCGCUGCCAAGUACUACGACGCCAUCGCCUGCCUCAAGAACCUGCAGAUGAAGGAACAGCCUGGGUCCCCGGACUGGAUCGAGCUGGAUCAGCAGAUCACGCCGCUGCUGCUCAACUACUGUCAGUGCAAGCUGGUGGCCCAAGAGUACUAUGAAGUGCUGGACCACUGCUCCUCCAUCCUCAACAAGUAUGAUGGUGAGCAGUGGGCACUGGGCUGCCGGGUGGGCAGGGGUCAGAUGAGCGGCCUCCUCCUCCCUCGCACCACUGGGCACUAGGGUGCAAAGACUGAGCCUUUGCCAUCACCCCCAUUCUGAACUCCCCACUCCGUCAGCUAUCCCCCCCAGGCAGGGCCGUGGGCCUCAUUGUGCCAAUGAGGAUGAGUGGGGAAUGGGAGGCUGUCCCAUGAUGGCCCCCAUGGUGCAGAAGGCAUACUGGGCAGCUAGCUGGUCCCCCUCAUGCCUUGCAUGCCUGCUGCCUGCUGCCACCCCC
Myotis brandtii (Brandt's bat) is the source of this 776-nucleotide messenger RNA. Its product is annotated as AH receptor-interacting protein-like. The transcript has 3 exons. The coding region runs from base 74 to 562 and encodes 162 amino acids. NCBI's taxonomy places the organism in Eukaryota, Metazoa, Chordata, Mammalia, Chiroptera, Vespertilionidae. Gene Ontology annotation, molecular function: peptidyl-prolyl cis-trans isomerase activity; protein binding. The record is from RefSeq and is a predicted model, not a curated record.